AUGAAUCAAGUCCAGCCUUCAUAUCAGAAUGGUACCUUUAACACACCAAAUAUAUCUAGUGGUGGAGAACAUUACUAUCAAGCAAAUGGUAUAGCGGAGACCAUUAUCCUUCCUUCUCUAAUUGGGGUUAUCUGUUCAGCAGGAUUAGUGGGCAAUGUCCUUGUUGUGCUCACUAUAAUCAGGUAUGACAACAAACAGGAGAUCAUCCCAGAAUCACUUUGUGGGGCUGAAAAUUAUAAUACAGAUGUCCCAAGGCAAAGGGAAGUGAGACUAACCAAAAUGGUGCUUGUUCUUGUCGGGGUGCUCACUUUACCAUUUGAUACAGUUGUGAAUCUUCAGAUAGCUCAGCCAACACCAACCUUUUACAUCAGCUACUACUUUUCCAUCUGCUUUAGCUAUGCCAGUGGCAGCAUUAAUCUUUCCCUGUACAUAAUGCUUAGUGGAAACAUUCAGAAGCAUUUAAGGCAGUGCAUACAUAUCAAGACAAAGAUGGCAGAUUGUGAUGUUAACAAUACUGAAAAUACCCUGAAAUCAAGUUUUUGAAAGGAUGGUCAUUUUUUAUUUAAAUAAA
Messenger RNA from Heteronotia binoei (common prickly gecko), 571 nucleotides. RefSeq names its product melanin concentrating hormone receptor 2 (gene MCHR2). Gene Ontology annotation, biological process: neuropeptide signaling pathway. Lineage: Eukaryota; Metazoa; Chordata; Lepidosauria; Squamata; Gekkonidae. The record is from RefSeq and is a predicted model, not a curated record. Gene Ontology annotation, molecular function: neuropeptide binding; G protein-coupled receptor activity. Gene Ontology annotation, cellular component: neuron projection; membrane.